AAGCCCGUGUGAGGAAUUCUCGUCGUUGUCAGCGUCGGAGAACUUAGGAGCCCAGGUUUACGCCAGAACUCCCGUUGGGCACCCGGUCUUGUAAUUGGGAAGAAGGGAGAGCAGAUUUUGUCCGUCUUGAGACAAGUGGUUAUUUUAGUAAAGAUAGUAAUGCUCCAGGCAACCACUUCGUACUAACAGCUGCUGUUACCCGGCAAUGAUCUAAUCAUGUCAAAUAAAGAUGAUCUUGAGACUGCAGUGAUAACUGAAGCAACUCCCAUCCGUGAAGAUGAGAACUUUGAGCCAGUCAAGAAUUUUGAGUCAGUUGACCAGAGUGCCAACUCGGAGAGUAAAUCAGAACCCGCAGCUUCUACUCGGAAAAGACCAGAGUCCAAACCUUCUAGUGACCUUGAGACAGAAGUUUUCCCUGUUCAGGCAUCACAGGCUGCAGGCAAAGAGACUGUUUCCAAAGAUGUACCCCAGUCCGGAUGGGGCUAUUGGGGCAGUUGGGGCAAGUCCUUGCUGUCCUCAGCCUCAGCUACAGUAGCCACAGUAGGACAAGGUAUUUCAAAUGUCAUUGAGAAGGCAGAGACUUCCCUUGGAAUCCCUAGUCCUAGUGAAAUUUCAACGGAAGUCCAGUAUGUAACAGGAGAGACAAGUGCCAAAGAGAAUGGAAACUCCUCUCCAAUGAGUGGGCCGUUUGGGGUAUUCUCGACCAUCUCUACUGCUGUUCAGAGCACAGGAAAGAGUGUUAUCAGUGGGGGUUUGGAUGCCUUAGAAUUCAUUGGAAAAAAGACAAUGGAUGUAAUAGCAGAGGGGGAUCCUGGAUUUAAAAGAACCAAGGGUCUGAUGAACCGGACUUCUACGCUGUCUCAGGUUUUACGAGAGGCAAAGGAGAAAGAAGAACUAUGGACUUCCAAUGAGGUUACCAUGGAAACAGACAAGAAAACUCAUUAUGGGCUACUCUUUGAUGAAUUUCAAGGCCUUUCACAUCUAGAAGCUCUGGAGAUGCUCUCUCGAGAAAGUGAAAUAAAGGUGAAGUCUAUUCUUAAUUCUCUAAGUGGAGAAGAGUUAGAGACUCUGAAACUUGAACUGGAGCAACUCAAAGAAGCAUUUUCCCUGGCAGAGCUCUGUGAGGAAGAGGAGGAAGAGAAGAAAGGGGAUGAAGACUUUACCAAAGAGAUAACAGAGCUAUUUUCCCAGCUGCAUGUCUCCUCCAAACCAGAGAAACUUGCCAGGGCAAGAAAUACAGCCUAUGAGUGGAUCAGGACAUCUCUGGCCAAACCGUUGAAAGAGAAGGAAGAAGGAGAAAAACAUUUGGAAGCAGAAAAACAGUUGGAAGCAGAAAACAUUGAACAGAUCAAUAACAAAUCAAUAGAGGAUAUCCAUGCAUUUGCAAUCCGGAGCCUAGCAGAACUGACUGCCUGCUCAAUUGAACUUUUUCACAAAACAGCGGCUCUGGUUCUACAUGGCCGGAAACAGGAAGUAACAACCAUAGAAAGGAGCAGAGCCCUUUGCCAGAUGACAGUUUUGUUGUGUAAAGAAUUGUCCUGUCUGUCUAAAGAGUUCACCACCUGCCUAACAACUGCUGGGGUUAAGGAAAAGGCUGAUGUCCUUAAUCCAUUAAUCACUGCAGUAUUUCUAGAGGCAUCAAACAGUGCUUCCUACAUUCAGGAUGCCUUUCAGCUACUUUUACCUGUAUUGGAGAUCUCUUUUAUUGAGAACAAGACUGAAUUACCAGAGGCAUGAGCUUCAUGUCCAGAGGCCUUUGUCCGAACAUUAAGGAACAGAGAAGAUUCUACCUGAGACUUGUGAUGGCUGAGAAAUGCCACUCACUUCUGGGUGGCCCUGCAGAAGUGAGGGAGAAAGGUUAUUUUGGUAUAUAAAAAUGCUGGCAGGAGAGCAGAUUUGAAGGAAGUUUGUUGUCUUCACUGCUUGACUGAAGUAUUCAGGUCCUCACACUGCUCUUCCCAGUUGUUAUAAUUAAUAAAUUAUUUGAAAAGAAACUUUUAUAGACAGUUCAAAAAUAAUAGCUCUAGGUGAAAGUUAAUGGGAUACUCAGGCAAAGAUAUUGAUCUUUCUUUGGCAAUAUGUAAAACACUUAAUAUUUUUGUCAUGGAUGUCAUUUUAUAGUCCAUGGAUAUAAUUGGUUGUUAAGAGGAAAAGAAAUUAAAAAAAAAAAAAGAGGAAAAGGAAUUCAGUAUUUUGGAAUUCAUGUGCUUGAUCUGUUAAUGCCAUUUUCUUUCUCCUUUCUAUAAUAAAAUCUAUUGCUUUUAAGAAAA
This is a messenger RNA of Bubalus bubalis (water buffalo), 2270 nucleotides long. It is a transcript of the gene FAM114A2, whose product is annotated as family with sequence similarity 114 member A2. The transcript has 14 exons. The record is from RefSeq and is a predicted model, not a curated record. Lineage: Eukaryota; Metazoa; Chordata; Mammalia; Artiodactyla; Bovidae. Bases 217 to 1737 code for a protein of 506 amino acids.